Messenger RNA from Ceratitis capitata (Mediterranean fruit fly), 3605 nucleotides. RefSeq lists its product as uncharacterized. The transcript is spliced from 10 exons. Bases 344 to 3409 code for a protein of 1021 amino acids. Lineage: Eukaryota; Metazoa; Arthropoda; Insecta; Diptera; Tephritidae. The record is from RefSeq and is a predicted model, not a curated record.
CCUUAUAUGAUUUAAAUAAAAAAGAAAAAAAAUUCUAAAGAACUCUUUAAAUCACGAAUGCUUACAAAAAAUAAAUAAAAAUUAAAUUUCCAAAAAUUCAUUAAAAAUGUUGAAAUCACAACAAAGUGUCUCUGCGUCAAGUGACGUCAAUUUCGUACGCCGAAAACCAUUAAAAGCUCGUCAAUUAUUUAACAAACGUUGUUUUAAGUGUUUGUAAGAGCUGACAGAUUGGCCUUUCGGCCUGCCAUUACGCCAGCAAUAAGAAAAAAUAAGCAAAAAAAAAAAAUAAAUAAAUAAAAAUAAAACUAAAACAAAACACCAAAACAUAUAAUUUACUGUCAACAUGCUGGUUGAAAAUGUGUCACCGACCACAUUGGUUUUAUUCGCUUGGUGGCUGAGCUGCAGCUGCUGUGUCGCGGACAUUGGUCUGCCGCUCAUACAAAUAAGUCAUGACGAUGACUUGGGCGAUGACUAUCCCGAAAUACGUGAAGAAGUGCAUCUAGAGGAUUUCUUUUGGACCGGCUCCGGCGAUGGACCACCGGAUUAUUUGAAAAAAGUGCACACUGGUAUUAGUAAGGGCAAAGAUGUUAUCGUUAAGACAGAAACAGUUGUAGCAACGGUCUAUGUGGAUGGUAAUAACGAAAUCGAUAUACCGAUAUGUUUAGAUUGCCCUCCCGACGAUGGAGGCGGCACUUGGGGUGCAGGUGCUGUACCGCCACUUAAUUACUCUGCAACAGAUCGUAGAUACUGGCUAUUGACGGUAAUGUCUGGUUUCUAUUCACAAAAAGAUAAUCCGGUGUUGGAGGAGAAGUUGGCGCGUUUGUAUCGUUUGGCAUUUACGAGGCAACAAACAAAGCAUUUAGGCAUCAACGGUGCUCAGCAGAUUGCAGGCAUUGCUGUAUCAGCAGGUAGAAACAGAAGACAACAUGAAGUAGGCACACAUGCGCCCGAAACCACAACACCACAAGAUUUUGAUGACGAUGCUGAGAUGCUGGACAUGACUGAUGGUGAGACGCUAAACAACAGGCAACCGAUUCAACCGAAACGAAAAGUUCAUAGCAACACAGAAUGGGAAACUUCAUCAGAGGAAAAUGAGAUGUACUCGCCUUCCAGCAGCACAACCGAAACCAACGAGUUUACUUCGGAAGCAGACAACGGCCUACACGACGACGACGGCGAAAACACAACACAGCUACCACAUUUAACCAUUGUGCCGUGGGAAUUGAUACAGGAGGACGCGAAAACAGAGAAACUUCAGGCUGCGGCAUCACUUUUAGAGUCCCAAGCAUCUCUGGUGCCAUAUCCACCACAAAAUCCCUUGCUACGUAACGCACAAGUACGUGUGAUCAUACAUAACAUCACACAAAUCACGGAGGAGGAGCUGCAGAAGGGUACACAUAGCCUGGGUGAUGAGGAUGUGAAUGAGAAAAUCGAUGAGCGGCCCAUUGCAAAUCAAACCGAGCUCGUCUACUCAGUAUUCGUUAAUGGGCGUCCGGUGCUAGCAGUUACGGCUGCGAACGAUAUGAAAUUGGUGUCGGAAAGUGAGGCGGCUAACGUUAUUGGGCAAGAGGUCUACAUGAAGUCCGAACGUAUGCAAACAUAUUUGCGCGAGCCACAGGCUACACCGCUGGCACCGGCAAUACGUAGCGGUCAAGCAGGUUUCAUAGACUCUAUACAGAAUAACACCGCUUUGGUUGUAGUAAGUUCAAUUGCCAUUCUAUUGGUGUUAUUACUCUUGCUUUCUUUACUGCUGAUGGGACGUUCGCGUGUGAGGGAGAAGCGUAGAUUGGAAGAACAGAGGACAACCAGCCGCAAUGAGCUACUUGCUGAACUACAAUCGGGACGCGGUGCUUCCACAGAAACCGGCUUGGAUACAGGUCGUACAACGACACAUUCACGUGACGUAGGCGUGCAGAACUUCUCGUUCGAACACGAUGGCUCUCAGCGCAUACGUGAGCCGCAUAUCAAUUUUCCGGGUCCGCCAAGGGGCCGAGAAUAUCGACGCGACUCGGUUACCUCUUCAGAUAAUACCUCAGACUCUUCAGUUUAUUGUCCCAUCAAUCCGCCCGGACCAGAUGUCCAACGCAUAUUGGACGAUAAAGCUGCCAAGUUGUUCGAUAAGCAUCGUCGUCGGCAUACCCAACAACACGAGUACGAUCAGGCUGAAGGACGUGAAGCUGCUGUCUACACUACGGUUAUGACGGAGAAGAAGCACGAUAAGAGUCGUCGUAAGAACAAACGACGCUACCUCUCUGAGAAUCGUGUUGGCUCGCUGGAGACUAGUCCACGUACACAUCAUGCCGCGCAAUCCUCAGGCGAUGAGGUAGUGAGUGGCUCACUCGAUGACGAUGCAUUGACUCCGACAUAUGCAAAUUUUGAGCGAAACGAAGCCUUUAACACGCACGUGAAUUAUCAUCGCAAUAAAUUGUUGCACCAAAAGAGCAUGUACGCCGAUAAGGACGAUAGUGAGCAGUUACAGGUCACAGAAGCCAUCAAUAAAGAAGUCAUACGCACACUACAGCCAACUGAGCGAUCUUCCGAUACCGGUAGUAUUGGUUCGUUCCUCUCGAUGGCUUCUGUGAAAGCUUUUCCGAAAAGCUCACUGCCGCAACCCUUAAAUCGGGUCUUAGAUCCGGUGUUUGUUACAUACUACGACAAUGUUGAAGACCAAGCUGCAAAGGCGCCAACACGUCAAGUGCGUAAGCAGCAGAACAGCCGACAAGACACGUUUGAUGCGACGGCUAUAGCGACCAUAGAAAGUUUCCCCACACCAAAGGCGCCAACGCACAGUAAUUUUGCGGCAACACAGAGUGACAACCCAGAUCCGGGUGUUAUUGGUCCUAUUGUCUGGGAACGACACAAGAAACGCAUGAGCGAAGCUGCAGAGGCCGUUGAUGCGGACGACAUGCUGAUGCGGUACGAUGACGACGAAAGAUUUGGUAACAAUCCAGGAGCUAUCAGAACCCAUUAUGAAGACCUACUCGAAAGCGCCAUACACAUGUAUUCCAAUCAAGAUGACAUGCCGAUGCCACUGCCGACGCUGGACUUUAGCAACAAGCGGAAGCCGACAAAACGGGAGAAUCGCGGCUCAUCAGCUGGUGUAUUGAGCUUCGCCGCACGUCUUAACAAUUCUGAUAUCCGUCCAGCCACUGCCCAACCAUUAAAAACUUCGAAAUCCAAUAAUUCCACACAGCCACCAUCGCCAGCCAGCGGUGCUUGGGGUGGCAGUCUUUAUGGUUCCCACUCCCCAUUAAGCCGUCCGAUGAGCGCUGGACCCAUACAGCGCUCGGAAACAUUUCAAGUGGUUGGGCCACCAAGAUCGGCGUCCAAUCGUUCUGGGGUAUCGGCGGAGCCUCUCAUUGAGGCGAUCAAGAGUGAAUUGCGUAGAUUUAAAGAUGACAAACAUUGAAGUGUCUCAAGGUGCUGAGGAAGUUUCACAUGGAACCGAAAAUUUAACGCACAAAAUGUUUGCACAAAAUUCAUUGAAGCUGUCUCGAGACACGGCAUGUAUUUGUAGGGUUAUUUCUAGAAUCUACCAUUGAAAUUUGUGAAGUUUUCCAGUGUAGAAUUAAUUUUACUGCAAAUUAAUAAACAUGAAUGAAUAU